Molecule: messenger RNA, 1560 nt
Organism: Ilex paraguariensis (yerba mate)
Lineage: Eukaryota; Viridiplantae; Streptophyta; Magnoliopsida; Aquifoliales; Aquifoliaceae
Source: the annotation of a GenBank genome assembly
CUCCAUAAUCUCUUCCCUAUAAAGUGUAUAUACCACCAUCUUCCACCUCACCUCUCCCUCUCUCUCUCUCUCUCUCUCUCUCUCUCUCUUUCACUCAGCUUCUGACUUUUGGAGCACCCACAGAUCACUCUUCUUUCUCACAAAAAAGAUACUUACCCAAAAAAAGGAGAUCAAGACUUAAAAGACACCAAUGGCGUAGACGAUGGAUGGCAAUUUGGAGUCCUCACUGCUUGAAGCAGAGAUGGUUAUGGUUAGGAGAUGAAGGAGCGUCAGAGGUGGCAGCCUGAAGAAGACACACUCCUACGCGCUUACGUGAAGCAAUAUGGAGCCAGAGAAUGGAACCUCAUUUCACAGCGCAUGGGCAAAACCCUUGACAGAGACCCCAAAUCAUGCCUCGAGCGCUGGAAAAACUACCUCAAACCCGGCAUCAAGAAAGGGUCUCUGACGCCGGAAGAGCAAACUCUAGUCAUCUCUCUCCAAGCAAAGUACGGCAACAAGUGGAAGAAGAUCGCCGCCGAAGUCCCCGGCAGAACAGCCAAGAGACUCGGCAAGUGGUGGGAAGUUUUCAAAGAGAAACAACUCAAGCAGAUACAGAAGAGUCAGCACCGCCAGGAUUAUACUGAUCCACCGGCUGUUUCUGCCGUCUCUGCUGGUGGGUCGCCGGAAAAAGCUCUACAGGGAAAGUACGACCACAUUUUGGAGACAUUUGCGGAGAAGUACGUUCAGCCGAAGCUUUUUGCUUUCCAGUCCUUUCCUUUGCCUGCUAUGAUGCCUAACCUUUCAGUCCCUGAACCGGUUCCCGUUCUUUCUCUCGGUUCGGUGGCUGUCACUGAACCGGUCAACAUUUGCUCUACGACGUCGUCUUCUGUUCUUCUACCAUGGAUGAUGACAACGGCCAAUUUGGGUUCUACGACGUCGUCGUCUCUGUCAUCAUCAUCUUCUUCCACUCCAUCUCCUUCUGUUAGUCUCACGCUCUCCCCAUCUGAACCGGCGGUUCUUGAUCCUGUUCAGCCGGAAAUGGGCUUACCUGUCCGUUUCUUUCCGGUUCAGCAAAUGGGUACCCUUGUUCAGUACUGUAAAGAGCUUGAAGAAGGCAGACAAAACUGGUUACAGCACAAGAAGGAAGCUACGUGGAGGCUGAAGCGGUUGGAGCAACAGCUAGAGUCUGAGAAAGCAAGGAAGAGGAGAGAGAAAAUGGAGGAAAUUGAAGCAAGGAUAAGGUGUUUAAGAGAGGAAGAGAUGGGUUUUCUGGGUAGGAUUGAGAGUGAGUACAGAGAACAACUGGUUGCAUUACAGAGAGAUGCUGAGGCCAAAGAGGCUAAGUUAAUGGAAGCUUGGAGUAGCAAGCAUGUCAAGUUGACUAAGCUUGUUGAGCAGCAGAUUGGGGUUGUUCACAGUCAUGGAUUCACAACGGUGUCCAAGGAUUUUCACCGAGUCUAGUCUUAGGUGUGCCCAAACAAUGCAAUGCAAUGCAAACCCAUGUUAAUUUUUUUCUUUUUUGUUGUAGUUUAUGCAUUUAAUUUGUACUCCUUUGAUAUAAAUAUAUAUGUGGUUCAAGAG